AUGGGAAUUCCUUUCAAAUGUUGCAAGAAUAAAGAAUUCAGCAACCUAUGCUGUAUUAAAUGUCUAGACGUCUAUCAUCCCUCUUGUAUCGACAGAAAAAAAUACAGCAAACAACUAGGAGGUCACAAGAUAUACUGCUCUGAAAGUUGUGAAAAACUCGACGCAGAAGAAAAGCGUCAUAAAGACAUUCUACAAGGAAUAAAUUCGAAACUGAAACAGGAGAAUCAUGAAAAGAUGAUGUUUAUUGAAAAAUUAGAAAUUCAAUCAAUGGAAAGGGUAGAAGAACUACAACUUACUAUUGAUAAACUUACAGUUGAGAUAAAAGAAAAAGAUACUUAUAUCAAGAGGAUACAACGCAGGACACAGGAUUUUGAAAGUGAAAUAGCUGAACAGGAAAACAGAGAUGAUCGAAUAUUCAAAGAACAAAUGGAUAAGAUGACAAAAUUGAAUACAGAAUUAAAAAAUCUUAAACAAAAGGAAUAUAUGUACGAAGAAGAAAUUGAAACAAAAACCCUUAUGGUACGCACUUUAGAGAAUGAUAUAAAAGAACUGAAUAUUCUUAGCCGUAACAUGGUGGAAACAAUCAGAAUAAUAGAAUUACAAAAUGAAAGAUAUUGUAAGGAACUAACUGAGUUAUCCAAAGAGCUAAACCAAUAUAAACAAGGUGAUAGUCAAUACAAAGCUGCGAGGGUAAAAACAUCAAAUGACAAAAUGGUAAUAGAAGAAAUGCAGCUCGAACAAGUAGACGAACAUCACGUGAAACGAAGAGACAAUAGUUCAGAAACAAUAAAUAAUGGAAAAUUGAGGAAACUCGCACGGGUGGAUAAUGGUGUAAAGAAUAUGGAGGUUAGAAAUGACAGUAAAAUUGAAUUUGGAACUAAACUCAAAGAAGACAUCAAAAAUAAAAUAUUGAUACUAAGUGAUCAGUACGGUCGAGGUUUGGGUAAAACUCUUCAAUUUCAUAUGGGAUGUACUACUGUCCAAACCAUAACCAAACCUAACGCAAAGUAUGAACAUAUUAUCAACAAUGCUGUGAAACUAUCAGAGGACUUCACUUUAGCUGAUAAUAUGGUAAUCAUAGCGGGGUACAAUGACUUUCAACAAGGAAAAUAUCCUUCAUUCAGGAACAUUAAUGAUAUUAUAUAG
Molecule: messenger RNA, 1146 nt
Organism: Phaedon cochleariae (mustard beetle)
Lineage: Eukaryota; Metazoa; Arthropoda; Insecta; Coleoptera; Chrysomelidae
Source: the annotation of a GenBank genome assembly